Messenger RNA from Closterium sp. NIES-65, 3654 nucleotides. The record is from the annotation of a GenBank genome assembly. Lineage: Eukaryota; Viridiplantae; Streptophyta; Zygnematophyceae; Desmidiales; Closteriaceae.
AUGGAUUGGCAGCUCGCGAAGGAGAACAUCGAGCCACGAACCACGGACGCCGCCUUGAAAGAGGCCUUAGUAGCUGUCAACAGCGGCAACAUCGAGGAGGAAUACGAGAGCCAAAAAAGGUCGCUCCUCGAGGAGAUCAGGAAUUACGACGGCGAUGAUCCUUUAGAUCCGUGGGACAGAUACAUUAAGCUGGAAAUUUCUUGGUCAGUUACGAGCGGAGAUAAUUCGGAGCUGUUCGACAUUCUCAAAAGCUGCGCUGAGACCUUUCUGAGUUGCGAGCAGUACAAGAACGACAUUCGGUACCUACGGAUAUGGAUUCGAUAUGCGGGCCUAACAGGGGACCCUCUCAAGGUCUUUUCUCUUCUGACGGAAGAGGGCAUCGGGUGGAGCCACAAUUUGUUUUACGAAGGAUUAGCCACGGUUCUGGAGCAUUUGCAUGACUUUAAGCAGGCUAACGCGGUCUACGGGAAAGGUCUCAAGAGGUGCAUAGAGGAAGAGCCUCAGAAGCUGCUCCAAAAGGCGUACCGCAAGUUUCGUGAUCGAAUGGCGGCGCGGAGUCUGCGCAAGCAGCAGCGGAAGGAGCAAGAGCAUACGAGGCUGGUCAGCGGAAGAGAGGGAGCGAAUCAGAACCAAGCAUCCAGGAUCGGCUUGUUGGCACCAGCUAACCCAUCAGCAGAUGAGCCAGCAGCAGCAGUGGGCGGGGAGCCAGAGCGGCCAGUGGCCUUGCCUCAAGAAACGAGGCUAGCAGCAAGGGCGCCACUCAAGGAGGGUCGCGCAGUGGACGGUCGUGCUCUGGAGAGUGGUGCUGCGGGGGGUGGUGCUUUGACUGGGGACAGCAGCAACGAUGGUGGGGAUGUUCGGCGUGGCUUGCAGCAAAUGGGUGCUGGUCCCACCACUGGGAAGCAUGACGAGAACACCCCUCCGCAGUCCGAAUGGGACAGAUCCCAGGCAUUCAAGCGGGCGAGGAGGGACUCCGACUCGGGGUCGAUCAGCAUUGGCAUCUUCGAGGAUGAGGAGCUGAGGAGCCCUUCGGCUACGAAUAGGAUGCGCAGGGGGCUGGGGGGAGGCGCGGCAAGGAGGAGGGUGCUGCAACCGCGGGUGGAGGUGGAGAGGGACCAAGUCGGGCAUACAGAGGUGGCACGGGAAAGAGUGCGGGGCGAGGUGGGGGCUCGUCGGGGCUCGUCUGAAGCAGAAUCUGCUUCAAACACAGGGCCAUGCCAGGAGCAGGAGACGAGCUUCGAGGAGCAGCGCUAUCUAUACUGGCUGCGCCACAGGAACCUGCCUCCACCGCUCUACAUGCACGCCACACCACUCUCAACCUCUCGGUCAACCUUGGAAACCCAUCCAAAUCCCACAGCCAACCCAGGGCCUUCAAUGGCAGAUGGCUCGCCAGACUUCUCAUCAGCUGCAGCAGAUAGAGCAGAGUCAGGGAGUGGCAGGCAGGGAAGGGAGGGUACAGGGGAAGCAAGAAUGGCCGAGGAUGUAGGGGAAGAGAGAGCAGAGGAGGAUGCAGGGACAGGGGGUUGUGAGCAGCGGAGUGCGGCUGGUGAAGGGGAAGCUAGGGGUGGGGAGGCGGAGGGGGGCGAGAGGGGCGCGGGCAAGCGUGGGCGGAGGAAGAGGGGGAGUAAGGGGGAGGAGGAAGUGGAGGGGAGUGGGCUCACCGGGGGGUUGAGUGAGCUAGGCAUGGAGGAGGAGAGGGUGCAGGGGUUCAGGCAGAUGCUGCAACAGCAGAGGGGACAGGAUGGGGCUGCUGGAGCUGGUGGUGGUGGUGCUGGUGCUGGUGGUGCUGAUGCUGGUGGUGGGAGAAUCGAGGGGGAUUUCCUCUCAUUUGAUCACACGGUGCAUGCGCAGAAUGAUCCCACAGUAGUCUGCAGGCGCUUUCCCCAGCAUUCCAGGGUGCCCACCUUUCCAGCGGGCCCGCCCCAGCAGGUCAACCCCUGGAGCACGUCUAUGCGGGCCUCCCUCCUUGCCGCCCUUCAACCCCCUCUCACUAGCGAACCUGGAUACCAGCGGCACUCAGACCCGCUGCACGUGCCGGCCAGGCUCAAGGCGCUGAGGGAAGGCAAAGCAGGGGAGCCCGUGGACCUGCGCCUUGGCAGCAGGAGCUACGAGGUGGAUCGGCUGCUGGGGAAGGGUGCGUAUGCAAAGGUUUAUGGAGCCACAGAGACCCCUGCUGGGGUGGCAGACGCGGCCACAGAGAGCACUGUGGUGUUCCGCACUGUGGCCCUCAAGCUCCACUCCAAGGCAUGCCCUUGGGAGUUCUACAUAUACCGUCAGAUCCAAUUGCGAAUCGACGGCCCACAGCGGCAACUGUUUGGCGCGGCGUCUGCUUACCACGAGUUCCCCAAUGCGUCCAUCCUCACAUGCUCCCUUGGCACUAGCGGCACCCUGCAGAAGCCGGGAAAGCCAGUGCCAGAGGAGCUAUGCACGUGCCUACUGCAUGCCAUCCUCACCACCCACCCACCCCCUUCCCCACUCUCACCUCUCGACCUCACCACCCACCCCCACUCUCUCACCUCUCUUCCCCCUCAGGACGUGGUGAAUGCGUUCAAGAGGCAAGGCAAGCCGGUGCCGGAGCCGCUAAGCAAGGCAAGCCGGUGCCGGAGCCGCUGUGCGCCUGCCUUAAACUUGCACCUCGUCACGUCACCACCCAACCCCACCCACUCACCGCCCAUCCCCACCAACCGCCUCCCCUUUCAGGACGUGGUGAAUGCGUUCAAGAAGCAAGGCAAGCCGGUGCCGGAGCCGCUAAGCAAGGCAAGCCGGUGCCGGAGCCGCUGUGCGCCUGCCUUAAACUUGCACCUCGUCACGUCACCACCCAACCCCACCCACUCACCGCCCAUCCCCACCAACCGCCUCCCCUUUCAGGACGUGGUGAAUGCGUUCAAGAAGCAAGGCAAGCCGGACGUGGUGAAUGCGUUCAAGAAGCAAGGCAAGCCGGUGCCGGAGCCGCUGUGCGCCUUCUACACGGCGCAGAUGCUGCGAGCUGCGGAGGCCUUGCACGCUGCUCACAUCCUGCAUGGGGAUAUCAAGCCCGAUAACUUCCUCCUGCGGUUCGGGGCUGACAGUGAGAGUCCCAGGGAGAUGGUUGCUGCAAUCGAGGCCGUAGACAACUUGACAUCUCCCAUCCGCCUCUCUAAUUCACCGGUCCUCACUCCUCCCCACUCCUCACUCCUUCACUCUCCUCUUUCCUUCCCACUCCUCACGUCUUCCCACUCCUCACUCCUCCCCACUACUCACUCCUCUCCACUCCUUCAGGGUCUCACCCUUGUGGACUACGGCCGCAGCAUUGACAUGCGGCACUUCCCAGAAGGUUCCUCUUUCGUCUCUGACAGCGGCACGGAGAACUUCCGAUGCCCGGAGAUGGAGGAGGGGCGCCCGUGGACCACGCAGGCCGAUCUCUACGCGGUGUGUGCUACUGCCUACUGCCUGCUGCACGGGCAGUACAUGGAGGUCGAGAGGGUGCCUGCAGGGGAGGGCGGUGCCAGUGGAGCAGCGGAUGUGGACGGUUGUGAUGAUGUCGUGGCUGCUAGCUCUGAGGCUGAAAAUCCUGCCCCUCCUCCAGCCCCAAUUCGCCGCCGGUUUGAGCGGUACUCAGCCGACCAUGCAAGCGAUGUCUCUGUGCUGCUUCGCCGUCUGCGCAACCAGCUGUAG